AAAGUGUUUUUGUCUGAUAUAUGCAGCAUGCCAGGAACAGGACCAAAAUCAUAUCCAUGUGUUCUAUGUAACAAAAGGACAACACCAAAUGACAGAUACAAAAUUAAAAGUCAGCAUGCUACAAUAAUAGAAAAAAAGUUUUUACAGAAGACAACAAAUGAAGAUGUUCUUUGCAGGAAAUGCAGAUAUAUCUGUGAAACUCAAUCAUUUGCAACGCAAGAAAGUAAAUCUGAUACUUCAGGUCCAAGUGAACCAUGCAAGAGAAUGAAAACAUCCGGCUGUGCUAGUCCACCCUCUAUUACACUAAGCAUUCCUAGUACGUCGAAGAGUCAUGCAAACUGUGUUAUAUGCAAAAAACCUGGUCCAAAGCUCAUUGUUGUGACUCAGUAUGCCCGCGUCAGAGCCUUCAUACGGAAAGAAAUGUUUGUUCCUGCCGGUUCGAGGUGUUGCCCAAAACAUAUUGCAGACAAUGAGUUUACUGUCGAUGCUCUACAAAAGAUGCAGCAAACUAACCCUGACACAAAUAUCAACAGAACAGCGACUGUGGAAUUGCUUCAACAAACCAGAGACUUUGCUAUACGGAAUGAAAAUACUAGACUUAACUUUGACAACCCAAAUAGCAUGGAUAAUGAAGACUAUUAUAACCUUACUGGGUUGACGAAGGACCAGUUUGAAGAAUUACUCUCAUACCUGAAAGAUGUUGACAUCAGAGCAUCGAAGACCAGAAGUGCAAGGACUUGUAUUGCGAUUCUUUUGACAAAACUGCGUUGUGGAAUGAGUAAUCACUUACUCGGAACCCUCUUUGGCUUGCAGAAAUGGCAGGUAAGGCGUGCGGUACUGACAGCAAAACAUGCUCUAAUGUCAAACUUUGUUCCCCAUCAUUUGGGAUUUCCCCACAUUGCUAGGGAAGACGUUAAAGAAAACCACACCCGUCCAUUAGCUAAAGAACUACUCUGCAAUGUAGCUGAAAAUCCAGUAAUACUAGUACUUGAUGGGACGUAUAUUUACCUGCAGAAAAGUGGCAAUUUUACAUUCUCAAGAAGAUCAUACAGUACUCAUAAACAUAGGCCGUUGGUUAAACCCAUGAUAGUGGUCACAACAUCGGGGUACAUUGUUUCCGUACUGGGUCCAUACCUGGCUGACUCUAAGAAUUCGGAUGCAAAGAUUUUGACACAUAUGAUAGAAACGAACGUAGAAGAAAUUAAGGACUGGAUACAGGAAGACGACAUAUUCAUAGUCGAUAGAGGGUUUAGGGAUGCAGAAGCUCUACUGAGUGACAUUGGAAUCCACAUUGAAAUGCCUUCCUUCUUAACACGUGGAGCAAAACAACACUCAACAGAAGAGUCUAAUGCAACACGUCUAGUUACAAAACUGCGAUGGGUUGUGGAAAGUGUGAAUGGUAGGCUCAAGACCUGGAACUACUUAGAUAGGACAAUUCCUAAUAGUCAGAUUCCACACAUUGGAGACUAUGUUCGCAUCAUAAGCGCCAUAUGUAAUAAAUUCAGGCCUGAUGUUAGUGUAGCAGUUGAGAGCGACCUAUCCACUGCUGCAAAGAUGCGUUUUCUUUCAAAGGAAGCGAAUGUACUUAAAGAAUAUGUAGAAAGAAACGGUCUGGACAAACGGGAAAUAAGAUGGCAGAAGAUCGACGCCAGCGAUGCAAGUAUUGCAUUUCCUCAACUUUCAGAAGAAGAAAUACGAGAGUUAACGAUGGGGGUAUACCAGAUAAAGCUAGCUAAGUCUUAUGCCCAAGAACAUGUUGAUAAAGAUGGAAACUAUGAAAUUCUUGUCAACAAUGACCAUGAUGGUAUCCUAUGUGCCAAACUUCAAAGCAGACAUGUCUCGGCAAAGAAAUAUAUGUUGUGGAUUGGUUUUGAUGAGAUGAGCAUUAAGUCAUGGUUCUGUAAAUGCAAAGUAGGAUCUAGAGUUGUGGGUAUGUGCGCCCACAUCACAAGUGUUAUAUGGUUUUUGUCAUAUGCAAAAUACAAAGACAUUCAAAACCUUGGUGUACGCAAUUGGUGCAGCUACGUUGAUGACGCUGCAGCGUUGCCUGUGGAUAAUUCUGAUAGUGAAGAAGACAGUCUUGUCGGAAAUGAAGAGGAAUAAUAUGAACAAAAUGAUUGUGUUUUAUAUUUGGUUCCAUUUGAAUUGAGAGAGAGAGAGAGAGAGAGAGAGAGAGAGAGAGAGAGAGUACUAUAGUGUUUGAGAAGUUUUACGGAGAGAGUGUGAGGGGAAAAUAUAUAGCAACGUGCUUAGCAAAAAGUGUUUCCUUGACAAUAUGUUUAAAUAUAUUCGAUGAGAAAGAGGGAGAGAGUUAUUUUCAUGUUGGUACUCUUUUUAAUAGUAGGUAGUUACAGACAAAAAUUAAAAUUAUCAUUUUAAUUACAUGUAUACAAAAAUUAUAAUUUCUUGAUUCAUAAAUUCAAUGACGUCGCCUACAAUCUUAGGUAUUAUGUAUGUAUAUAUAUACUGUACAUGUAUGUACAUAAACAUACAUGUAUAUACCUAAUAUUUAAAUAUUAUGAAGUAAAAGAUAAACAGGUAUUGUAUUACAUAAUUGAAUUGAGUGUCAGGUAAAUGGAGAAGAACAAUGUUUCCUAUACAUGUACCGGUAGAUGUUUUACCAAUUGCGUUUUGGUUGAACCGUUUUUCAUUUGUCGGAAUUUAUCACCAUGAAGACCCUAUAUAAUACUAAUAUCAAAUCAAAAGUUGAUUAUCAAUUUAUGAAGUAACUGAAAGGUUAAGAGUAGAACACAUACAUGUAUAGAAAAAACACAAUAGCGGCAUAAAAAUGAUUAAUUAAUCUACAAUUUUUCACGCAGUACAGAUGUUAUUACAUUGAAAUCUGAUAACGUCAAGUUGACGUCAUGACGUCGUGAGCGUUGUUUUCGUCAUCAGACAUAGUAAUUUUAGUGAGUUGUAUAAGGAGAAUAGCUUGAGAUAUCUAAAAAAUAUAAACUGAUUUAAAACAGGGAAAUCCUAGACAUUAUUCACUAAUAUCUUCAUUUGAUUUCGGAACUGGGCCGAUUUUGGUGCAAAAUGUACCUUG
Molecule: messenger RNA, 3046 nt
Organism: Magallana angulata
Lineage: Eukaryota; Metazoa; Mollusca; Bivalvia; Ostreida; Ostreidae
Exons: 4
Coding region: 28-2103 (691 amino acids)
Source: RefSeq, a predicted model, not a curated record